Molecule: messenger RNA, 3297 nt
Organism: Amoebophrya sp. A25
Lineage: Eukaryota; Dinophyceae; Syndiniales; Amoebophryaceae
Source: the annotation of a GenBank genome assembly
CGGUCUACUGCAUUUAUUACACUUGUUCCUCGUUCAACCAAAAGGAUGCAAUGAAUUGACACGUACCUGUACUGUAGGAAGAAGUAUAGUCGGUUCUUCUCUUGUUAAGUAAUGUACUAGUUGCACAUUAAUAUUGUUUAUGAGGUUGUGGUUGAGAUUGUUCAACAUCAGGGCCCUCGGCGCUUAAAGAUUAUACUUUGCAGCAGCAGAAUGUGCUUAAGCAUUUUCCUAAGCAACAAGGACAACAUCUUCUUCCUCCACGACUCGUCGUGGCGCGAUGACACGAGGUGACUGUCAGACAGCAACAACGUGACGUCUUAUCAGAUCGAUGAAGCCCUCUGCCGUAACUUAUUGGGACUGUAGUUUGAGUAGUAGCUGCUGUGAAGAUACACCAACACCUUCACCUUCUGAAUCACCAGUAGUAGAAGAAGUACUUUUCCAAAAAUAGGUCUUCUAGAUCAACUACUGAACACCAAGACAAGACUCGUGGCUCGAUAUUUAAAAGCACACGUAGUACAACUACCGAGGCCGAACACAAAGAGUCGUCAUCUUCAUUCAAGGGCUCCUUGUCAGACGCUGAAGCUGCACUGAAGCACGACUAGUAGACAUCAAAGAUGCCGAAGAUUCACCGAACGUCACGGGGUGUGCCCGUCGCUGAGCCGAGCGUACGAGGUCUAUUGGCGCCAGAAGUUGCUGCAUUUAUGACUUGUAGUUGUGACUACCAACACUGCUUUGAAAAUCGGUUGUUCUACACCUGUUCUCUUGGUAACAGCCGACCACGUCUAGUUUUCGUUUUGCUCAUCUAUCAACAUGAUUCUUCUACUUACACGACCUCCUCCUCUUCCUCUUUCCUCCUCUUUCUCUUACCUUCAUCGUCCCCUCUGCCGCUAGCGGAAACCCUAGUGCAAUAGAAGCUGGAGUGGAACCGAAGGGGGUUAAGGAGAUACUGGAGGAGAGUAACAAAGUCGACAUGUAUUACAUGUGCAGAGCAUACUCCGAAGAAAACAGACCGGGAUAUCAUGGUACUCCAAAUUACUACUUUUACUUUUUGGGUGGACCACCUUCUACUUGUCAAGAAUAUUACCAAGAUGCUAUUUAUUUGAACCAUAGUUUCUAGUAUGCGGCUGACAGGUGGACUACGAAAGCGCCGGCGCUUAGUUAGUUUUUUUAGAUCGAAGAUAACCUUUGCUUUUUUUAAAUUUUCCUUUUUUUCCUAGUUAGGUCUGCUCCGCCACAAACUAUAAUCGCUCCGAUUUACAAUCUCAGCAAACGAGGAUCGAUUUUAUUGCGAGGAGCAUGUGCGAAGACGAGAGUCAGAGCAGGUGGAUAUGUUUAUCGUUGGCGUAUUAGACGGCCACGAUGGAGCUAUGGCGGCGGAUAUGGUCCUUUUUUUACUUUUUUAUAACAUUCCUCUUUGUACUGUCGGUGUCCUUCUCCAACGCCCGACCCCAAGCAGAGAAUUGAUUAGAUUAAUGAAUCUCUGAGAAUCUUCGUCCUCUUCGCUACAGGUUUCAGUUGUACGGGCAGCUGAUUUUUGAAUUCCACCAAUUAUUCUACCUCUAUCAGGUUGUAGCAGAUCAACAACUCCCGAGUUGUGUGGUUUUUCAUCCUCAUCUCUCAGGUAGCCGAUCAACUCCCGAGUGUGGUUUUCAAUCAGUGUUUUCUGGAUAAGAAGAAGGUUCACGAAGCACACGUCACGGCCUUUGAGGAGAUAGAAAAAGGGCUUUUGAAAACAGGCAGCACAGCUGGAUGCUGUGCUAAUAGUUGCGUCGUGUGGGGAAGGUGAAGAUACUACUUAUUUCACUAUAUCCUUUUGUGUUGAUCCAACUAGAUGUAGAUUCGACAAGCAGGGAUCAUAUGAGGCUAAGUCGCACUCAUGAACUUCAUCAUUUGUAGUGAAAAAAAUGACCACGACCGCGACGACUACUUCUACUUUGCAUCGUCUUCAUUUUAGAGGUUCUUCUACUUUGCAUCCUCGUCAAAGUAAGAAGAGGGUCAUCCAUUUCCUUCUCAGUAUCUUCAGGUAUCUGUGGUGCGCCAAUCUUGGAGACUGCAGAGCGGUGUACAUACCUUUGAAUAGCUUUGACGGCAGUACUUUUGAUACAGGGGCUUUCUGCUGGAUGUCACGAGAUUUGAAGGCCACAGCACCAUACGAGGUGGAGCGUAUUCGCUCUUGCGGAUGGCGAGUGUCAGACGGCAGAGUAGAGGGGCUAGAGGUAUUUUUCAGGUCUUUCUUCUAGCCCUGAAGAGCACUUUUUUAUAUCACCUGCGUGCAGCUCCAGCUUCUUGUUUCAACUCCCGUAAAAACUACCUGCAACGCCUACGCCUACUGUUCAUGUUCUAGCUGCAUGAUGUCCAUUCAGGUCACUACAUCAUCCAUGAACCCUAAAAUCCCUUACCUAUACAUCAUCCAUGAACCCAUCUCCAGCCCACUCGAACUAUCGGCGAUUUUGAUGUGAAGGCAAAGGUGCCGAAAGGGGUUAUUAGCAUAGUUCCGGAAACGCGAAUGAUCGACAUCAUAGCUGAAGGGAGGAAAAAAGAGAAGGAUGCUCGCUCAGUACAGGGCAUUCUUGUGCAGGGGACGGAUGGUAUGCCCGCAAUUUUUAGGUCUAGAGUUUCAUCAUCUUUUCCAGUACUGUCUCCCUCUCUUUGCUACAAAGCUUAGAAACUGCAGUGCUUCAUCUACUUACUUGUACCUGUUUCUUAAACGACGAGAAAAACAUCGUGAAGAAAUAGAAGAUGAUCUUUUCUUGGCUUUCCAACAAAUUCAUCGACGUCCUCUUUUCAAGGUAUCUGGGAUUGCGUUAGCGGGCAAGAUAUUUUGAAUAUCAUCAAAACGAAGCAGAAGUCCGUUCGACAGCUUCAACAGUACCUCGCGACAGCUGGAAAAGACUGUAAUUUUAGAGCUUUAUCUUUUUCUCCUUCAUCUCCACCUUCUUGGUCGGUUUGUUUUGUCAUACAGAAAAAGAUGACCUGCAACUGCAUGAUGUUGUUAAUGAUCCUUCCUUACUUUUCAAAAAAGAUAAAACAAGUGGGAGCUUGACCUUGUCAAGAAAGAAACCGAGCUACUGCAGCAACAUGAAGAACUAACCGACGUAUUAACCUAUGUAUAAUAAUGAGGUCUUUAUUCCCCACAUGAUCUCCCAUCUCACAGUCGACCCCGAGCACCAAGUAGCGAGCGUGUUGGAACGAAUUGCAGGCGACGUAGUGACGCUAGCGUUGACCAAGGGCAGUUCUGACGACUGCACAGUCAUUCUCACCUGUGUCUCAGUUGGCACGCCUGCAGCUGGUGGGUAA